AUGCCGUUUGAACCAAAGGAGAUUCCGCCUGGAGCGUUGCCAUACUUUGAAGACUCAACAACCGUGACCGAUGCAUGGAUUCCCUAUUACAGCCAUGGCUGCACAUUUGGCCCCGAGAUAUUCUCCAGUAUCAUGAUGAAUAUGAUUCGCAACCCCAAUCUCAAUACGUCUUGGCUGUUUCGGGCAGAUAUUCUUUACGACAAUGGCAGCAACGAUGAGGGUGCAGAUGCCACCGAACAGUUACACGGAACCAGUCAACCUAGACUUCGAGACAUCCCAACCAUACCUCGACAACGUGCCUUGGUACGAAAGUUAAUUCCUAGAAGCGAGAAAAGAGAUAAACCUUUGGAUCAAACGUGUACUUUUCAUGUUGCAAAUGAGCCGGAAACACUCAUCACAUCCCUGGUCAUUUACAUCCCUCACGCUUCUGUGGAGGAUCUCCCUUUCUACCACCCAAAAGUUCGUGGUAUCGCACAUCUUCACCAAUGGGAUCCCAACACAAAUACCGGCACAAUAUCAGUUCAUUUCUUGGGAGGGCUGGAGGAUGACCUUAAAGACCCAAAACUGCCCCGAAUCGCAUUCCAUCUUCUGGAAAUUCUCCAUAAACAUGGUCAAGGCUCCACGCAAGGUUAUGUCAAAAGGGUAAAUCACGAUCUUAUUAUCCCACAGAUACGAUUCCAAGAUAGAUAUGCAUAUUUGAAGAGCAAAUAUGCUCGUCAAUUGGUCGAUAACUGGGCAGAGAUCACGGAUCCUGAGAAACAUGUAUUCGAGGACCUCGGCAUUGCUGCUUUCCUGAUCGAGCUAUGGACAGAUAUGUACAAGGGCCGUACGUUUCCUGGAUUCGUAGACAUUGGCUGCGGAAAUGGAUUGCUUGUCUAUCUCCUAACGCAAGAGGGCUAUAGCGGAUGGGGUUUCGAUGCCCGGGCUCGUAAGUCGUGGGCCAACUACACGACACCAACAUCCUCCUCUCCCUCAGGAAAAUCUCUCGAAGAGAGGCUUUUAUUGCCAAGCAUAAUACCCAUUCAAACGAAUGAAGAUGGUGCUCCUCAGCUGGAUGCCGCUCAACUUCACGAUGGACUUUUCAAAGCUGGCACAUUCAUCGUCUCCAACCAUGCAGACGAGCUGACGCCUUGGACACCUAUCCUUGGUGCAAUAUCACAAUGCCCCUUUAUUAUGAUCCCCUGUUGCAGCCACAGCCUCGAUGGCAAGAAAUUUCGAGCUCCUCCGCCAAAGGACAAGUCGAAAUCAAAGUCGACAUAUGCCUCCUUGGUUGAAUGGGUUUCGCAGAUUGCAGAAGACUGCGGGUGGCAACCGGAAACUGAAAUGCUGCGUAUCCCAAGCACACGAAACACGGGAAUCAUCGGUCGCAAUCAGAUCAAGGACGCUGCUGACAAUGACAUUCACCACAUCUUGCAGAAAUACGGCGGUGUCGAGGGAUACUAUGACACUGUGGUCAAAUUAGUCAAGUCAGGGCCUCGAGCACACUGA
Messenger RNA from Pochonia chlamydosporia 170, 1488 nucleotides. RefSeq names its product tRNA(Ser) Um(44) 2'-O-methyltransferase. The transcript has a single exon. Gene Ontology annotation, biological process: tRNA methylation. Lineage: Eukaryota; Fungi; Ascomycota; Sordariomycetes; Hypocreales; Clavicipitaceae. Gene Ontology annotation, molecular function: tRNA (uridine) methyltransferase activity. The record is from RefSeq and is a predicted model, not a curated record. Bases 1 to 1488 code for a protein of 495 amino acids.